CUUAUAAAUUAGAAGAUUCACUCAAUUGGAGCCAUCAGUCGUUGUUCUACCUUCGGGCUGUUGAAUAACACUUUAACUCGCACGCAUACUCAAAAACAUGGAAUUGAAACUCAUCUUUACCUUGACUUUUAUUGGAUUAUCGACGGCUGGAAAGCUUUCGAACAACUACCUACCUCCUCCGCACAGUGCUGCCACGGCCGGAGGAUAUGGCGGUUUCUUGCAGAGUCCUAAUCGACCAUCAAAUCAUUAUAUCCCACCUCAAGCUGCAUCCGCAAAGCAACAGAAUCUCCACUAUCACGGAGUAAGUGGUGGAGCCUUUGCUGGCAAGUCUCCUCACAGGCCUUCGCAGCCACAAUCACAAUCUGGCAGCUAUGGGGCGUCUUCAUCGCCAUCAUCCUUCAGACAGCCUCAGGCUGAACCAAUUGCAAUUUUACGUUCCGAAAACGUCAAUAACGGAGACGGUUCUUACAAUUUCGCUUUCGAAACAGCAAACGGAAUCCGCCGCCAAGAGGAAGGCCACUUAAGAAACCCGAAUUCGGCAAAUCCAGAACAGGUUGUCAAGGGCUCCUACUCUUACACCGGUGACGAUGGCAAACUAUACACAGUCCACUACACCGCCGACGCCGGUGGUUUCCAGGUUCAAGGAGAUCAUCUGCCCACACCUCCACCAGUGCCUUAUGAGAUCAAACAGUCGCUCGCUCUACACCACAAAACAGCACAACUCAAUCAACAACACUCGGCGUCAUCAUCCUCGUCUGGUUAUGCUCCAUCAUCAGGACCUGGAGCUGGAGCUCUCUCCAGUCAAUACCUACCGCCGCAGCAGCAUCAACAAGGAUACUCAUACAACCAACCAGGUGGCAGGAAAUACAAAUGAAACUCUGUGUAGCGAACUAAUAAAAGAAAUUUAAUGAAAUAA
Eupeodes corollae is the source of this 916-nucleotide messenger RNA. Its product is annotated as pupal cuticle protein 20-like. The record is from RefSeq and is a predicted model, not a curated record. Gene Ontology annotation, cellular component: chitin-based extracellular matrix. The coding region runs from base 98 to 874 and encodes 258 amino acids. Gene Ontology annotation, molecular function: structural constituent of chitin-based larval cuticle. NCBI's taxonomy places the organism in Eukaryota, Metazoa, Arthropoda, Insecta, Diptera, Syrphidae. The transcript has 4 exons.